AUGACGAGAAUUCUACCCAAAGGGAUCUAUACACCUCUCCCGACUUUCUUUCAGGAUGGAAGUGAAGAUUUGGAUCUCCAGGCGUUCAAGAAACAUAUCCAAUCAGCUGCCGGAACAUUUCCUGUAAUAUCAGGAACCAUGGGGGAAGCGCCUCAUCUCAGCGCCUUGGAACGUACGUCCCUGAUAGUCGCCGGUCGCGCGGCCCUCGACGAAAUCAACUUGAACACGGUCCCCAUUGUUGCAGGAAUUGGCGCAGCCAGCACUCGCGAGUCAAUCCAACUAGCUAAAGAUGCAGCAGCAGCAGGUGCAGACUUUGCGAUUGCUAUACCGCCGGGAUACUAUGCCGGCCCUUUAAUUGCAGAAAACAUGGCGGCCCUGAGAACUUACUUUCUUGAUAUUUCUGAAGCGUCUCCCAUUCCAGUAAUGAUGUAUAACUUCCCCGGUGUCUCGGGAGGUAUCGACAUGGACAGCGAUUUUAUCAUCGAUAUCGCAAAGUCAGCACCCAAUAUCUGCGGUGUGAAGCUCACGUGUGGAGCCGUUGGAAAACUCACCCGGAUAACAGCUUCGGUGAACGAGCCUUCGUUUCAGAAGCAAUAUCCAAGAAAGGUCGAGACAGCCCCGUUCUUGGUAAUCGAUGGGUUUAUUGACUUUCUUCUGCCUUCGAUGGCUUCUGGAUCUUCUGGCGCCAUUACUGGACUUGCGAAUUUUGCUCCGAGAACAUGCGUAAAGCUUUGGGAAUUGUGUCAAGCAGCGCCAGGAACAGGAUCAUAUGUUGAGGCACAGAAAGUGCAAAACUUAAUUGCGAAUGCUGAUGGUGUUGCAAUCAAGAUUGGUAUUGCGGGGAUGAAAAUGUUGCUCAACCGUUUGUUUGGCUACGAGAACAAGCCCAGGCGCCCGCUGAUGCCGAUGUCUGUAGAGAAAGGAGAUGCGGUAAUGGCGCAUAAGUUGGUGAGAGAACUGAUAGUGUUUGAGGUUGAGCUAGAAGCCAAAGUAAAACAAUAG
This is a messenger RNA of Lachnellula hyalina, 1002 nucleotides long. Its product is annotated as putative 4-hydroxy-2-oxoglutarate aldolase, mitochondrial. Lineage: Eukaryota; Fungi; Ascomycota; Leotiomycetes; Helotiales; Lachnaceae. The record is from RefSeq and is a predicted model, not a curated record. Gene Ontology annotation, molecular function: 4-hydroxy-tetrahydrodipicolinate synthase activity. Bases 1 to 1002 code for a protein of 333 amino acids. The transcript is spliced from 6 exons.